GAACAGUCCAGCAAAGAGAGAUUACCUGAUAGUUGGUGUGCUAUGCUAUACAAACCUAAUAAAUUUCAUGGAUUGGUUUAUUGUACCAGGAGGGAACUCUGCUUACAAUCUGCAGCUGGUAGCACAGCACUCUGCUCUGUGCUGCGGCAUUCUUCCCUCAGUGCUCAGAGUUUGGCUGUCCAUACCUGGCAACAUCUCGUUAAAUAUAAGUUAACAGAAAGUGAAGGAGAGGCACAAGUAUUUAUUUUCAAGUAAACUGCUGGCACCGAAGAAGCUGUGUUCUUCAGUUUUCUCACAAGAUUUGACAGUUUUCGUCAAUCUUGAUGUGCUAAACUUGCUCUUACAUGUAACUGUCUGCUGGAAUUGAGACUUCUAUUCACUAAAAGUAGAGAUCACGCAGACUUUUGCCCUUCUGUUACACUGUUCCCAGCUGCUCACAUCCAUGCUUUGGCAUUGGCUGGUAUGUGGUCGGGCCAGUUACUGUGGUUAUCUGGAGGGAUGGUGUUUGAGUGGUGCUCAGAGUGAACGUUCGUUGGAGCUGAAGUUGUGGUUCCAGCCAGGCGCUGUAAUAGCUGCGGUUUGUACCGAAUACUCCAUAGGUUCAAAGCUGAAGUUCUCAUAGUUCAGCCUUUCUAUCUAUUGAUCAUCACCUACUGGAAAGAAUAGACGCAGCUAAUUACUGUGUUGUAGUUCUGCAAAAUCUAAGGCAGGCCUUCUGCAGGCAUUUGUUGUGCUGAAUGAGGUCACAGACUUUAACUUUCUCACUUUGGAACACUCUAAAUUUGUUGAGAGUCAUUGCGAGAAACCUCUAAAACACUGCACCAACUUCAAAUCCCGCCAGUGAGUGGGGGGGGGACUGCGAGGUGCUGGUGGAACUGCAGCCUUGGAACGACAGAGAGAUGGAAAUGCGCUCUGUGGCUCAGCAGUGUUCACAAAGUGCUGCAUCUAUGGAUUUGCCUUCAGUUGGUUGCUUUCUGUGGCUUGCUUCCUCGCUUUUUGACAGCUCCUCUAACCUCUUCCACAGCCACUGAAUGGUUGGAGCUGAGGCAGAACUCCUGUCAGCUGCUUAUCACAAACAGAAACAAUAACUUCUGGUGAAGUUUUUCUGUCUCUUCCUCCACUAACAAAGUGUUAAUUUGAAAAUGCAUCUUCAUAUCUCAGCUAAUUUCUGCAAAACUCUCAUGGAACCGUGUUCCGAACAGAAGAACUUUCAGUUUCAGCCGUUCUUCCCUGGCUGAUUGUGCUGCUUUCGGCUAACGAGGACUGCGGCCAUCGGAAUUCUGACAAAUCCUACGUGCAUUAAUUUGCAUAUUGUAUGAACUGAAGCUCUUAAUGGUGAUUCUUGACAGGAGGACUUUGAACUCAUCCUAACAUUUUGAGGUUCCUAAGAAAUGUUCAGGGCGGCUGCAUGGCAAUAGCAGCAUCCUGGCUGCAGAUCUCUGCCUCUUUUCUUUUCCACUUUGUGUCCGUUCAGCUCUGGACUGUAAUUUGUUUAUGUGCUGUGAACUAAGUGGGAGAAAGAAGCACAGCAGCUGUGAUUGCAACAGUUGGUAAACUGACUGUCAUGAGACCUAUCUGGAGGAAGAUCAUGAAUUUUAUCUACAGAGAUAAGAAAUUUUAAUCCUCCGUGUAUCUAUGUUUGUGGCACAGUAAUGGUUGACAUGGAAGCUAGCAAGAUAAAUGUGCUGCGGUUCUCACAAACCAUCUUGAAAUCAAUAUUAGAGUUGACAAAUUCGUAGAAUCACGAAGAACAGAGUGUACUUUGCUGUCAUUCAUUGUUUAACUCUGUUGCAGGGAUCCUGUUGGAAAUACAGGAAUACUUUGGGCUUAGUGACGGGGCUGCAGGCCUACUGCAAACAGGUAACAACAUCACUCGCAUUCAGAUUUGCCUUGUGCUUAUACGGUCUGUUCCUAAAACACGGUCUCAUUUUUUCUGGUUCCUUCUCAUGUGUGGUAUUGCUCGCUCCCGCUUGUGGGCAAGCUGCCUAAAAUGUGAAACCGAAAGCUGAAAGUCUUUGGUUCAAGGAAGACUAGAGUUCAGCCUUUCAAAAAUCCCACAGCACGUGAGCCAUAAAAGAUGAAAGAAUUUCUAAGUCAGAAAUACGGAACUUGAGCAGUUGGUGCCUGUUUUAUUUUUUAUAUAGUUUAAAUAUAUAUAUAAAUUUCUAUUUGAGUUUAUUUCUUCAGACUCAGCCCAUUAAAAACAAACAAACAAACAAAAAACUGAGUUUGUCUGAGGGCGUGGAGUACUGUAAGAACAAUUUGACCAAUAUUGUCUUUGUGCCCACUUGGAUUUCUAGUUUUCGUCUUGUGUUACAUGCUGGCUGCGCCCUUCUUUGGAUACCUCGGUGACCGGUACGACAGGAAAGUCAUCCUUGGAGCUGGUAUUUUCUUCUGGUCUGCUGUAACAUUAGCAACUUCAUUCAUCGGUGAAUCAGUAUGUUCAUUUUUUAGAGGCUGCUGCUGAAAUCACCUGCGUGUACCUUGCAGGAUUUGAUAGAGUCCUGCUCUGAUCAUGUUUGGAAAAGCUGUCAGUGAGCUUUCACUCCUCAGGCCUGGACUAAGUGGGCUUUGUGCUGGAAUGCUGUAUGGGAUGGUGGAGCCCAGCUUAGGCAACGGGGCACCUAUGCAUUAUAGUUGCAACUGAUGGAAUCUUAAUGCUGUCCCGAAUUCUACCUGAUUAUGACACUAGGGUGUAGUGGAUUGUCCAGCGAGCCUGAACUCUCUAUUGACCUUAUCCUGAAGUUCUCUGUGGUGUCACUCUAAGAAGUCACUACAGUGCAGAAGGUAGAAAGCACAGCAGUGGGAUGUGAGCAAAGCAGCACUGCUGGAUGUUCUUUCUUUUGCGAGGACUGGUCGGCAUUGGCACAGCCAGUUAUUCCACAGUGGCACCUACCAUCAUUGCAGAUCGGUUUGACGAGGGAAAAAGGACCACAAUGCUGUCUGCCUUCUAUAUCUGCAUUCCAGUGGGAAGUGGUCUUGGUUACGUCCUGGCAUCCGGCAUGGCACGUGUCACAGGCGACUGGCACUGGGCCUUCAGGGUCACUCCUUGCAUGGGAGGUUUAGCGCUGGUUCUUCUGAUUCUGCUGGUCCCGCGCAGGAUCCAGAGAAGGACAGAGGCACACAGAGCACGGAGCAUCUACGGCUCCAUACGAGUAGCAGCCGAAAAACCCGGUACACAGGGAGCUGCCAAGACUACCUGGUGUCAAGACGUCAUAUCACUUGGCAAGAAUUGCAGUUUUGUCUGGUCCUCGCUGGGUCUGACUGCCAUGGCCUUCGUCACGGGAGCGCUGGGCCUGUGGGUACCGAUGUUCCUCUACAGGGCUCAGGUUGUCCUGGGCACGGUGCCGCCGUGCCUCCAAGAAUCGUGCAGUUCAUCUAACAGCCUCAUAUUCGGAGGCAUCACCAUUGGGACGGGAGUCCUGGGUGUCAUUGCUGGGGCAGAAGCUGCAAGAAGACUAAGGAAAAUGAACAACGAAGCUGAUCCUCUGAUCUGUGCCACAAGCAUGUUUGUUUCUUCUUUGUGCCUCUACAUCGCUCUCAUGGCGGCCCAGAAGAACAUCCUUUCCACUUUUAUUUUUAUUGCAUUUGGAGAACUAUUUUUAUCUGUCAACUGGGCUGUUGUGACAGACAUACUGUUGUAUGUCGUGACACCAAGACGGCAGUCUACAGCCAUUGCCCUGCAGAUUUUGGUGAGCCACUUGCUGGGAGAUGCAGGCAGCCCGUACCUCAUUGGGAUGAUCUCCAAUGCUAUCCAAGCCAAGAAAGAUGCAUCACUCCAGUGGAGUUUCUGGAGCCUGCAGUACAGCUUCAUCAUCUGUGUUUUUGUCGGUGUCUGUGGAGGAGGUUUUUUCCUCCUGACAUCUUUCUACAUCGAGGAAGAUCGUAGGGAAGCAGAGCAGCUUUGAUCUUCUUAUGUAUCCUUUAAACCUGUAUCUGAUUACUUUUCUGAUGUAUGUUUAGCCAUGAUACUGACGCUGUAAUGUUCAAACACAAAUGUAUGUACUAUGGUAAUGCUACAAUAGUUUCUAUAAAUAAAAAAAAAGCAAAAUAUCAGCAAAGCCUCAGAUUAAGCGAAUCUCCCAUAUCGAGCAAAACAGACUUCGCAGAACGCACAAAGAUCACAGAAGAGCUGUUAAUGACCCCUUCAAAAUGCUACAGAAUAGGAAUAAAAGAGCUUUACAGCAGAUAAUGCACCACUGAAGCCUUCAUGGAGGGUGUGGUUCUUGCUCCACUCAGGGCUGUGCAGCCCAGUAGAACCAUAACUAGCUUUCUGCAAUACUUGUCCCUCUCCCCUGAAAGAAGUCACAUUCAAAGUGUAAGAAAAUCUGUUGAACUGGACAGAACCCUGCCCUUAAUCCCCUGGAUUCUUACAGCUUCCUUCUGCUCUGACUUGGUUUCCCAAGUACCAUAAAUUAAUGCUGCCUUUCAAGUGAACUCCAGGCCAAGAUUUGUAAAGAAGAAGAAAAU
Molecule: messenger RNA, 4470 nt
Organism: Numida meleagris (helmeted guineafowl)
Lineage: Eukaryota; Metazoa; Chordata; Aves; Galliformes; Numididae
Gene: SPNS3
Product: sphingolipid transporter 3 (putative)
Exons: 10
Coding region: 2832-3908 (358 amino acids)
Biological process (GO): transmembrane transport
Cellular component (GO): membrane
Molecular function (GO): transmembrane transporter activity
Source: RefSeq, a predicted model, not a curated record